GCAGAAGUGUCUCCUCUGCUGCUGCUGCUGCUGGUUUUAUAAUCAUGCAUGGAUCUGUCAUCAUGCAUGUCAACUCACUGGUAUGCAUGAUAUUCCUAUCAGUGAUCCCAGGCGUUUGGAGUCAGGACCUCUACUCUGUGACCUACCCCUCUAAGAGUGUCUGUGCUUUAGAGAACUCCUCGGUAACCCUUCGCUGCUCUUACAACGAUGGACCUUACGGUACCAAAACAGGCUACUGGUAUAAAGAGAGGAUCCUUAAUGGGGACCCAAAGGAUCUGAGACAGACACCAGAGUACAAAGAUCGAGUGUGGAUGCCUCGUUCCGAGAAUGGCUGUGGUCUUAACAUACGAGCAAUUAGAGAUAGUGACUCUGGUGUUUACUAUUACGGAUUUAAAGCAUGGGAAUAUAGACAGACAACAACAGCAUGGAUUCACGGCUCGCCCGGGACUAAUGUCACUGUCUUGAAAGAGGUUCAGCUGGAGGUGGAUCGUACGUCAGUCACACAAAGGAUAAAGAUAACCUGCGCCACGUCCUGUAGGCUGCCCGCUACUGCUUACUACCUCUGGUACAGGAAUGGAAAAUAUCUAAAGUACACUGAGGAGCCUUCCACUUACAUAGACUCAGCCAGUGACUCUGGGAGUAAGGGUAGUUACCGGUGUGUGGUCCAAGCUGGUGGCUAUAGACUGACAUCUUCUGAUGUGUGUGUUUCUGGCCCGGACUGCUGGGGCAAGGCACCUAACCCCUCACUGCUCCCCAAGCGCCGCUGGUUGGGCAGGCAGCUCACUGCUCUGGAUGCACCAAGAAAUGUCUCAGUAUCACUGAGUCUUUCUGGUUAUAUCAUGGAAGGAAGAUCCAUGACUUUGACUUGCAACAGUGAUGCCAACCCACCAGCAACCUACACCUGGUAUAGGGGGGAAGGGGGUGAAACCUUUUUCAUGGAAUCAGGACAGCAAUGGAACAUCAGUAACAUCAGCUCAGAAUUUAGCGGGCAUUACCGCUGUAAAGCACAGAACAGUAUUGGACACAAUGAUUCCAAACCAUUUCUGCUGGACGUUUAUUACGGCCCAAAGAACACGUCUGUAUUAAUCACUCCUUCUGGUGACAUAGUGGAGGGUGAUUCAGUGACUCUGACCUGCAGCAGUGAUGCCAACCCACCAGUGCACAGCUACACCUGGUACAAGAUCAGCAGAGUCAACGCUUCAUUAGGAUCAGAGCAGAAACACUUCAUGACCAACAUCAGCUCUGGAGACAUGGGCCAGUACUACUGUGAAGUGGCAAACACAGUUGGAACCAGUAACUCUGCAGUGCAACUUGUGAAUGUUUUCUAUUCCCCCAAGAACACAAGCGUGAUUGUUAGUUCCUCAGGUGAGGGGAGAUCAGUGACUCUCACCUGUACGGCUGACGCCAACCCCCCAGUACACACAUACUCCUGGUACAGGAAGACCAGCAGUGGUUCUGUUCUGAUGGACACAGGGAAUAGCAGCAGCUAUACUGGGGUCUCAGAUGGUGAUAGUUACUAUUGUGCAGUACACAAUGAAUAUGGCUCUCAUAACUCCUCUGAAAUUGAAGUGUCUUUCACAGACAUAAAUCCGAAGUCUGGACUAUUUGUAGCUCUGAGGAUCAUUCCGUUUGUGCCGAUGAUAGCGGUGCUUGUGUUGGUGUGCAGAACAUGCAAAGGUGUAUACAUCAUCAAGAACACAAGCACAGUGGUGGAUGACAGAAAGGGGGAAGACCCCAGUGCUGUGUAUGAAGACGUUUCUGCACUUUGAUUAUUCCACAUUCCAUCCUGUCAUGUUCCAAUCAGUGAGUGAAUGAGCAUGGAGAAUGAUGUUCAGUUGUUUUUUUAUGUCACAUGGUGGUUAUUCAUGUAGUGUAUGUCACCCCAUGGUUGCCAUUUUUUAUAUUUUCUGCACAAAAACAAAUCCCCACUGUAGCAUUACUUUCUGUUAUAGUGUCACUUACAAUUUGAGUUGCUUUGAUAACAACCCCAAAACCUUGAGUCUUCGCCAGUAAUGUUCACAAUGGUGAAUGUUGAAGGUGUAAUUGGAUAGAGGGCUACAUCAACGAUAAAGAAGCUUAACAAUGGUCCAAACAUCUUGCUUUAUUUUGGCAAACCACGGCUGGCGUCAUUGGUAAGAACUGCAGUCUGGUACACAGCAACUCAUUAGUUGCUUCACUCAAAGCAAUUUUCCAAACUUCCUCCCACCUUAGCCGUGUUUGCACAGAAAUCAUUAAAAAUGGCGGCAACAUUAUUUCAUUUCGUAUGCUAUGUAGCUUCUAUUGGUGAAUGAUGGCUGUGCUGGUGUUGGUGAUUGUAAUUUUAGUCUUUUGGAUGUUUACUUGUGCACAAACCUUCAGGCUGUGCAUUUCACAACCCUGUUAACAAACAAUUUGCCAGUGAAUAAGCAAAGCCGAAGGUAUAGUUAGCCUCAGCAAGAGACUAAUUUUGAACAUAGACAGAAUGAAUUAAUUCUGUCCUUUUUUUAAGUGGCAUUUUACAAACUUGCUGUGCUUCCUGUAUGCGGUUUCAUGAAUAAUUCUUGUUGUCGAUGAUGCGUGUGCAUGUGUUUGUGUUUUUAUUAGAGUUGUGUCUCAAAUGCAUACCUUGUACCAUAUA
Molecule: messenger RNA, 2617 nt
Organism: Sardina pilchardus (European sardine)
Lineage: Eukaryota; Metazoa; Chordata; Actinopteri; Clupeiformes; Clupeidae
Product: B-cell receptor CD22-like
Exons: 11
Coding region: 45-1769 (574 amino acids)
Biological process (GO): cell-cell adhesion
Cellular component (GO): membrane
Source: RefSeq, a predicted model, not a curated record